This is a messenger RNA of Durusdinium trenchii, 2940 nucleotides long. The record is from the annotation of a GenBank genome assembly. Lineage: Eukaryota; Dinophyceae; Suessiales; Symbiodiniaceae.
UUUUGUUUCAGCUACAAACUCCGUGAGUUCCAAUCUCUGAGGGCCUUGAGAGACGGCCGGCCAUUGCCGUUCCGCACCGCGCCCCGCCAUGGCGGAGACGCAGAAGCCAACAGCACAGGAGCUCAGGGACAAGGACAAGAGAGAACGAGAUGAGCUCCAUGAACGGAUCAUGGAGAAGGAGCGCCAGAGCAAGAAGCGCGUGGCCAGCAGCUCCGCUGGCGACACAGAAGGUCCGGGGCGUUCUUUCGAGUUCAGCAACGAGGAGGAGCGGCGCGAAGCCAUCGACCACAUCCGGCUGAUGGCCCGGCGGAAAUACCUGGGUGAGCGUGAGGUGAAGAUCUCCGAUCUCCGCGGCAGGCAAGUCUCAGACGCCGAGUGGCUCAUGAAGGGCGAGAAGCUUUCGGAGGCUGAGCAACAGUACCUGAAGCUGGAACGAGAUCUUUACGAUGUCACCAAGCAGAGGAUGGAGGAGCGAGGUCUUGAACGGCCGGUGGGCUACAACAUGCCCGACGUCUACGACGACGAUGACCAGAAAGGACAGAAUAAGCGCUUCGCGGUCCUGGAGCAAAGAUACCAGCAGACCUACGAUGAGAAGUGGGAGAAGAACGAGGAGCAACGCUUGGAGGAUGCGACCGUCUCCAAGGCCGUGACCAAAUACGGCGCCCAGAAAGGGAGAAAAGAAAACAAGGAGAAGACACAGUACGACCUCAUUCUCGAGGAUGCGGUGGAGUUUGGAGAGGCGGAGGUCGUUGGAGGCAACUUCAAGGCGCCGACGCUGGAGGAGGGUCCCAAGGCGGAGUCCAGUGAUGAGGACGAGAAGGACAUGAACGUGCCAAAAGCGAUUCGGGACGAGAGGGUCUUCAAGAAGCUGAAGAAGGAGGCGGAUAACCUGCAGAAAGACCGGAAGUCCCUACCGGUUUAUUUGUACAAGGCGCCACUUCUGGAAGCCGUGCGAGACUACCAGGUGUUGAUCAUCGUGGGCGAAACCGGCUCCGGAAAGACGACCCAGAUCCCGCAGUAUUUGCAUGAAGUGGGCUACUCCAAGAUCGGCAAGAUCGGGUGUACUCAGCCUCGGCGUGUGGCUGCCAUGUCCGUGGCCGCACGCGUGGCGAAAGAGUAUGGCUGCAAGGUCGGCCAUGAGGUUGGCUACAACAUCCGUUUCGAGGAUUGUACCACAGACCGCACCAUCAUUGAAUACAUGACCGAUGGAAUGCUCCUGCGGAGUUUCUUGAACGAGCCUGACAUGGCGUCCUAUUCGGUCAUGAUGAUCGAUGAAGCGCACGAACGGACGCUCCACACAGACGUGCUCUUCGGAUUAGUGAAGGAUGUGGCCCGCUUUCGGCAAGACUUGAAGCUGAUCAUCUCAUCGGCCACCUUGGACGCAGAGAAGUUCUCCGAAUACUUUGACAAUGCACCGAUCUUCAACGUCCCGGGCCGCCGAUUCCCUGUGAGCAUCCACUACACCAAGGCGCCUGAGGCCAACUACUUGGACGCCUGCGUCAUCACGGUGCUUCAGAUUCACCUGACUCAAGGGCCUGGCGAUGUCUUGGUCUUCUUCACGGGCCAACAGGAGAUUGAAGAGGCCAUGGACCUCUUGAGCUUCAAGACGCGAGGCAUGGGAACCACCAUGGGUGAACUUUUGGUGCUGCCCAUCUAUGCCAACCUGCCCACUGACAUGCAGGCGAAGAUCUUCGAAGCCACUCCACCGGGCGCGCGGAAGGUGGUCUUGGCCACGAACAUCGCAGAAACCUCCAUCACCAUCGACAACAUCGUGUUUGUCAUCGAUCCAGGCUUCUGCAAGCAGAACUCCUUCAACCCUCGAACUGGCAUGGAGUCUUUGAUCGUGGUGCCCUGCUCCAAGGCCUCCGCCAACCAGCGCGCUGGGCGCGCGGGCCGCGUGAAGCCGGGAAAAUGCUUUCGGCUCUUCACCAAGUGGUCCUAUGAACAUGAGCUGGACGACGACAACGCGCCAGAGAUCCAGCGAUCGAAUUUGGGACACGUGGUGUUGAUGUUGAAGUCCAUCGGCAUCGACGAUUUGCUGCACUUCGAUUUCAUGGACCCUCCGCCCCCCGAGACCUUGAUCAAGGCCUUGGAGCAGCUCUAUGCGCUCAGUGCCUUGAACGACCAGGGCGAUCUCACCAAGCUCGGUCGCCGAAUGGCGGAGUUCCCCAUGGAUCCGCAACAGUCCAAGUCUUUGAUCCAGGCUGACAAGUACAAGUGCGUCGACGAAGUGGUCACCAUUUGCAGCAUGCUUGGUGUGGAUGGUGCGAUCUUCUACCGGCCCAAGGACAAAGGUUUGCACGCGGACAAUGCGCGCAAGAACUUCCAUAAGCCGGGUGGAGAUCACAUGACCAUGCUGCAUGUCUACAAGCAGUGGGAGGAGACAGGCUUCUCCUUGAACUGGUGCAUGGAGAACUACCUCCAAAACAGGUCCUUAAAGCGUGCGCGGGAUAUCCGCGAGCAGCUGGUGGACAUGCUGGAGAAGGUGGAGAUCGAACACUCGUCCAACGUGAACGACGUGGAUGGUCAAAGAAAAUCCAUCCUCUCCGGCUUCUUCUACAACACAGCUCGACUCCGAAAAGAUGGGUCUUAUGUCACUGUGAAGCAUCCUCACACUGUGGAGAUUCAUCCAACCUCCUCCUUGUUCGGCCAGCAGCCGCGAUUGGUUUGCUACCACGAGCUGGUGCUCACCACCAAAGAGUUCAUGCGUGGUUGCAUCGAAGUGAAGCCGGAGUGGCUCUUGGAGGUGGCUCCCCACUUCUACCAAUCCAAGGACCUGGAUGGCUUCAAGGGCAAAAUGCCUAAGGGCCAGGGUGCGGCCAGUGGAGGCUUCGGAGCUGCCAAAUGAGGUGACCUGCACCUCCUCCAGCAGUGUGGGGGUUCCCCCGGCCGGGUUACCCGCCCGCUUAGCAGCGGGCGAAGAACGCGUUCGGGCGAAAA